This is a messenger RNA of Ochlerotatus camptorhynchus, 1440 nucleotides long. RefSeq names its product Vacuolar protein sorting 16B (gene Vps16B). Gene Ontology annotation, biological process: intracellular protein transport; vacuolar transport. The record is from RefSeq and is a predicted model, not a curated record. The transcript has 6 exons. Bases 66 to 1409 code for a protein of 447 amino acids. Gene Ontology annotation, cellular component: cytoplasm. Lineage: Eukaryota; Metazoa; Arthropoda; Insecta; Diptera; Culicidae.
UCUGUGAAACUUUUACUAGACAUUUUAUUAAAAUCCCACCGUAAUAGGGAUACAAAUUCUUGGAAAUGGAGUCCAAGGAUGACGACUACUGGAACGACUCCACCAACAAAUCGUUCAACUUCGAUGAAGAUGAUGUGGCCGUUUUGGAAAUUCCAUCCGGCUCCAGUAACCGACGCAGCUUGUUUGGCGAGGAUACCGCGUCGGAGGUCAACUAUGCCAGCGUUCAGAAUGAACUCCCAUUACACAUGAUAAUCUCUGAGGAAGAUCUGACGUCUAUUAUGGAAGAUCAAUCCAGGAAUGAGAUGCCCGUGCCGAAGGGAAUCAGUCUGGAAGAAGAGGUGAAAUUGCUCCGAAAGAAGCUGCAGGAUUUUAGCUAUGCACCGUCGGCUUUGUCGGUCGUAGCCAGGUUGAUACUGGGGAAACCCUGUUCGUUGGAAAUGUUCCGAUCGCUGCAGGAGAAAGAAGAACUCCUGGACGAGGCUGUGGCCUGUGGGAAUGGGAAUGCGAUGUUGAAAGUUGUUCUCUUUUUGGAGAAUACUUUGAAGAAGAAACUGUUUCAUCGGUUCCUUCAGACCAGACCAGAAGCGGUUAGCCACUACGUAAAUUAUAUGGCACUGAGACUAAAGGUCACCGAGUGUACGGAUCUGUUGACAUACCUUGGAAGGCAUCACGAAGCAAGUUUGUUGCAGUUUUCAAUCUACGUUAGAAGCACAUCCAACAUUGAAUUCAAACGUCAAAGAUUGAAAAAGAUCUACAGUGACUAUUUCUCUCAACCAGGGGCGAACAGCUUCUACGCCCAACUCGUGGCAAACUACAUCAAUUUACUAGAACUCCAAGUAGCGGAACAACACUCGAAUAGUUCAACAUCUGGAUCGAUCUUGGACCAAUCCGUACUGGAAACCCUGUACUACAUCUGCAGUCGAUACAAAUGGGGCGAUACGUCUCUUCAAACGAACGAGAAUCCUUUUAAGUUGGCCGAAGCCCACCACGUGGGACAGUCCCAGUUCGAGUGGAUCGCCCUGAACGAACGGGCAAAGCGGCAGGCAUGGUUGGACUUUGAGCACAUCUUCGAGAAGAAAGCGUGGCUCAAUCUAAAGCAAAAGUCCUUCAACAUUCACAUUCCAAUCGACAAGACGAUACUGAGGUUGUUUGCCCUGCAUGCGCCGGAUCCAGUGUUGAAUAACUUUCUCGUCAAAGUAGAGGAUCCUCAGCGAAGACUAGCCCUGGCAAGAAGAGUAAAUGCGAAGCGAGGGAUAGUGGACGCAUUGGUGGCCUUGAAAGACCGAUCGGAGCUGGACAGUUUUGCUCAGUCACUGGAGAGUGGUACCGAAGAGAAGUACUACGCAGACAAAGCCCUGAAGUCAUUGAACACUAAGUGGAAAAGUGAUGCGAUCAAGCUGAUCAAAUGAAAGCCCUCUUUAUUUAUUAACGUCUAGUUCA